Molecule: messenger RNA, 1245 nt
Organism: Paramecium tetraurelia
Lineage: Eukaryota; Ciliophora; Oligohymenophorea; Peniculida; Parameciidae
Exons: 2
Source: RefSeq, a predicted model, not a curated record
AUGAAUCCUCACUAGGAACCUUAAUAAUUCUCAACAAAGGUAGAUGAAUCUCAGAUUAUGAUUGAAUAAAAAAUAAAGAAAAAUCAGAAUUAGAUUGAAUGUCAUUGCUGUCAAAAGAUAAUCAGUUCUAAAUUUAAAAAAGUUAACUCUCUAUAUGUAUGCUUUAAUUGCUUAGAUUAAAUCUCUCUUUUAAAAGUUAAAUAUGGCUUAUCUACCUAAUACAAACUGUUUCAAAGUCCUAUUCAUAAUUAUUAUUGUAAAUUGACAAUGACUCCUACAUCUUAAUUUGAUUUUUCUUUUUCUCAAUGCUAAAUAUGCUAUCAAACUAGAAUGCUGAUCAAAGUGUGCAAUCAGAAUCACUUUUUUUGUGAAACUUGUAUAUCAUCCUACAUUUAAAAUAAUUUUGAUAUUACAGUAAAAUGCCUCCAAUAUGAUUGUAAUGUAAAUAUUAAUUAUCAACUCAUGUUUUUAUAUCUUGAACCUCCUUAAUUGAUAAAAUGGAUACCAAUAACCAAAUAAAUUCAUUGCAUUGGAUAGAGAUGCUCUGGAUUUUGGUCCGUUUGGCCUAGUUAUAUUUAAGGAAAUGUGGAGAUCAUCUCUUUAAAUUAAUGCAAAUGCUAAUUGUGUCACAUUCAAUUCUGUUUUAAAUGUAGAACAGUUCAUCCUGGACUUGAAUGCAGCAAUGAGAUUUUGCUAAAGAACUAUUUAGAAGAACACAAAUGUUUUCGAUGCUAUUGUUGUAAUAGUAUCUGCUAACCACAUUUCUGUUAUAUCAAUGAGCCUUCCAAGAAAUUUAAAGAAUGGAAAUCUAAUAUAUAUGAAUGCUAUGUUUGCAAAAGACUAUUUUGCUAUGACUGCAAAGCUGAAACCAAAAUCACAUUAUUCUCAAAACGCAAAUGUGACAAUUGUGUGAACAAAUACAGAGAAUUGAGAAAGAAAUAAAAGUAAAUCCCAAAAUUUAAGAUAAUCAUUUAAUUUCUAUUCGCAACUUUAAUUUUGGUCUUAUAUUCAGUUUAUUCCAUGAUCUUUAUUUAGAUACCUCAAAUACUUGAUUAUUUUGUAAAUAAGAUUGACCCAAUCUGCGAAAGUCAAGAUCCUCUCAAGAUUAUUUUGCUAAUUGUUAACUUACCCUUUAUUAUUAUUCUAUUUGUUAUGAUUUAUGCGGUUACACUAAUACCUCUGGCAAUAUAUAAUAGUUUUCAAGCUUUUAUUGCUAAAUAAAAAAUAAUUGAUAAUGAUAUAUGA